CUCUCAGUCCUAUCCAAUACACACAUCUCUCUCUCUCUCUCUCUCUCUCUCUCUCAUAAUGAUGGCGACUGCGUUUGGGAUCUGCUUGUGGUUGGCCGUUACGGCUUCCUUUCUCUUAACAGCUACAAACGCCAAAAUCCCCGGCGUUUACAGUGGCGGACCGUGGCAGAACGCACACGCCACUUUCUACGGCGGUAGUGACGCCUCCGGAACCAUGGGUGGCGCGUGUGGAUACGGGAACUUGUACAGCCAAGGAUACGGUGUGAACACGGCGGCGUUGAGCACUGCUCUGUUCAACAACGGAUUUAGCUGCGGUGCUUGCUUCGAGAUUAAGUGUACCGACGACCCGAGAUGGUGUGUCCCGGGAAAUCCGUCGAUUCUUGUGACGGCGACGAACUUUUGUCCGCCGAAUUUCGCUCAGCCGAGUGAUGACGGAGGAUGGUGCAAUCCGCCGCGUGAGCACUUUGAUCUCGCUAUGCCUAUGUUCCUCAAGAUCGGUCUCUACCGUGCAGGCAUUGUCCCCGUCUCCUAUCGCAGGGUACCUUGUCGGAAGAUAGGAGGGAUAAGGUUCACAGUAAACGGGUUCAGAUACUUCAACCUUGUUCUGGUAACUAACGUUGCCGGGGCCGGGGAUAUCAACGGAGUUAGCGUGAAAGGAUCAAAGACAGAUUGGGUGAGGAUGAGUCGUAACUGGGGACAGAACUGGCAGUCUAACGCCGUCCUCAUCGGCCAAUCACUUUCUUUCAGAGUCACCGCCUCUGACCGACGUUCUUCUACCUCGUGGAAUGUUGCUCCUCCCUCGUGGCAGUUUGGUCAGACUUUCUCCGGCAAAAACUUUCGAGUCUGAGAAGACUCUGAACUCUGAAACCACCACACACAAAGAAUCAAAACGUUUUUUUUUUUCCAAUGAAGACAAAACAAAACAAUACUCAAGAGAUGUUAUUUUUAUUUUUAAGACUAUGGAAGAGGAGAGAGAUCAGAGACAUCAUUUUCCAGCCCUGGGUUUCUCCCUUUAAUUUUCUCGGGAAAUAUUCCGGUGGCUUUGGGAAAUUAUUUUACUUUGUUUUUGAAGAAUUAUUAUCAGCAAAUUUUAUUUUAUUUCGUUGGUGUCAUCUUCUGCUAAUAAAAAGCCAGAGAAUGUAGACAGGCUGUGAUUGAGUCUGAUGGACCGUGUAAUGGGCCCUUGGGCCAAGUUUUUCUCUACUUAUUUAUAAUCUGGCUGGAUUCGAUUUC
Camelina sativa (false flax) is the source of this 1233-nucleotide messenger RNA. RefSeq names its product expansin-A3. NCBI's taxonomy places the organism in Eukaryota, Viridiplantae, Streptophyta, Magnoliopsida, Brassicales, Brassicaceae. Gene Ontology annotation, biological process: plant-type cell wall organization. The record is from RefSeq and is a predicted model, not a curated record. Gene Ontology annotation, cellular component: extracellular region.